Penicillium brasilianum is the source of this 885-nucleotide messenger RNA. The record is from the annotation of a GenBank genome assembly. Lineage: Eukaryota; Fungi; Ascomycota; Eurotiomycetes; Eurotiales; Aspergillaceae.
AUGAGGGCCAGAGGUUUAUUGAAUUUUAUUCUCGGGGCCCUGCUCCUUGUGCUGCUGGUUGCAGUGCAAGUGCAGUCUGCACCCGCAGAGCAGUAUGUCCUUGCCAGUCCGGUUUCAAAACAAGAAAAAGAGGUUCGAUUUCUGACAUUCCGAGAUAAUCUUGAUAGAAGAGAUAUUGCUCUAGCGCCAGGUCAAAGUUUGGACACCCGUGGAUUGUCCGGAAUUUUUAAGAAGUUCAAGAAGUCAAAGAAAGGAACAUGCGAUGAGUGCGAUCUAGCAGAGCCGCAAGGUGUUCAAGGGGGCUCCCAAACGGUCUCCGACCAAACUUCAAGCGCUCUUGAAAGCCUUUACCGGACUAUCAAAGGAGUCAACUUGGUCAAAACAGGCGGGACUGUCCACGUCUCGUUCGAUCCAAAAACUGCAGCUUUAUACGGCGCAAGUGAGAUCUAUGGGUGUACCGUCGUUAUCGUGCUCGAUGGUCAGGGAGCUGUCAUCGGGCAUUACCCGCAGGAAUAUGGAAAUGUCAUAACGAUGAACGACGCAGCAGCAACACAAAAGAAGAUCAUCACGCCUUUGGAGGCGGCUCUUGAUCUAAUUGACUUCACAACUCAGACGCAGGCCUAUAUCGUGCACUCCUCGACUGAAAAGUCCACCGGAUACAACGCUAUUGUUCAGGCACUGACUGAAAAUGACAUGCCCAAAACCAAUAUCCACUCUAUGCCAUACACUGCCGGUCUGUCUACAGUGGGACACAGGGGCAAAAUUGUCGUACAAUGGGAACUGAAAGAAGAUGGAGGGGCUAGACUUAAGCUCUAUGUUCAGAAUGAGGAGCCUGUCUACGUGCGCGAUUUCGAUAAAGACAGGAACCCAUGUACAGAGAUUUGA